CCAGAAGACUACGGGGAGGGCAACUUGUGUUUCCGAUCGCCUAGGCCAGGGGUGUCAAACUGGCGGCCCUCCAGCUGUUGCAAAACUUCAAGUCCCAUCAUGCCUCUACCUUUGGGAUUCAUGCUUGUAACGGUCAGCUUUGCAAUGCCUCAUGAAUCUUGUAGUUUGGCAACAGCUGGAGGGCCACCAGUUUGACACCUCUGUUGCCAAACUACAAAUCCCAUGAGGCACUGCAAGAUUGACCGUUACAAGCAUGACUCCCAAAGGCAGAGGCAUGAUGGGACUUGUAGUUUCGCAACAACUGGAGGGCUGCCAGUUUGACACCCCAGGUCUACGGCCAGCUUUAGGCCCCU
Staurois parvus is the source of this 353-nucleotide messenger RNA. The record is from the annotation of a GenBank genome assembly. NCBI's taxonomy places the organism in Eukaryota, Metazoa, Chordata, Amphibia, Anura, Ranidae.